Salpingoeca rosetta is the source of this 3450-nucleotide messenger RNA. RefSeq lists its product as uncharacterized. The coding region runs from base 649 to 3450 and encodes 933 amino acids. The transcript has 11 exons. The record is from RefSeq and is a predicted model, not a curated record. Gene Ontology annotation, molecular function: protein binding. Lineage: Eukaryota; Choanoflagellata; Craspedida; Salpingoecidae.
GUUGCUUGUCUCUUUCUUCUUUGAGACGACUGUGUCCGGAAAACUUGUUUUCAGGUUUUGCCGCUGCGAUUCCGAACAACAAGCAAGAAGCAGAAGGAAGUCGUUACAGAGGUCCUGCCAACAGCCAAAACUUUUCGGCCGGUGGUUGGUGGUGUUGGUGACUCUGGUGUUGGUGCAGUGAGCAAGAUCCAAGCACCUUCGCUUCCAAGUGUGCGCGAGCAGCUCGCGACCCACAAGCAAGCAAACAAACAAACAAGCAACAAGCAAGCAAGCAACAAGUCUCACCUCUUCCCUCCCCUUCCCCAAACGCACACAGACACGACGCACACGUUCACGCAUCGCAUUCCUUCUUGCUGACUGACCGCGGUGUUUGUCCGUUCCUUCCGUGUGUGUGUAUGAGUGUGUAUUUCGCUCCCACGCACGACAUCACCACGUCCGCCCUCGAUCUUCUCCCUCAGCCACCGCCAACUCACCGCAGCGAGCAGCCAGCUGUGUCGCAUCUCAGCAGACCCCCCUGCCUCGCCCCCAUCCCUUGCACGCAGAGACGCCCAGGUGCGUUGCCACGUCAACAGCAAGCAAGCAAGCACCUUCAAAGGUUUCCGGCUUAUUGCUCGACCCAGACCAACAUCAAGCUCGUGACCCGUCGGCAUGGCAGAUGAAGCUUUCUACAUCCACGUUCACUUCCCGGACGAUCUCGGCAGCCCACGCAUGUGUCGGGCGUGGAACCCGAAACAGACGGUGCGCGAGGUUGUGCAACCCAUGGCAGCAAGCUUCAAGGUUGACUUGAACGAGUGCUCUGUGUUCCUGUUCUACUCUGGAGUCCCCAUUGAGUGGAAGGACGAGGUUGGACACGUGCAGUUUGAGGAGAUCCAGAUUGCCUACUCCGACUCGCCGCCACCCAAGGGUGUACCUGGCAUUCACAUUCUGCGGCGCAAGGAGGCAAUCAGUCUGCUUGAACGCCACAAGAACGACAGCGGCUGCUACAUGGUUCGCCCGAGCGAAAGCAGCUCAUGCUACGUCCUUUCCGUCAUUGGCAGAGGCGAAGUGAAGCAUUUUCGCAUCAUCGCCAGUUACGGCCCGCAGUCUGUGCCGACGUUUCAGAUCAGCAAUCGUGUCUUCUCGCGCCUGACAGAGCUGAUCACCUUCUACCGAACAAAGCCGCUCGUGUGCAAGGCAACAGGCACCACCAUCCUCCUCACCCACCCGCUCACGGACAGACGCAUCAGCAAGCGCCGCCGCAAGCAGCCGCACAUGAGUGAACACGGUGCAGUGUCUCCAGCACCUCCACAACAUCACCAUCAGCAACACUGCCAGCAGCAGCAGCAGCAGUCCCCCGCGCCACUUCCGCGCGGGCGCUCCCCAAGAACCCCAACAAGUGGCAGCAGCGGUAACUUAGCAGGCGUGCGUGUGACCACACCGCCUCCACCUCACUCGCGGCGAACGCACAGCGCAACACCGCCGCCGCCGCCAGCCAUGCUUGAGGAUGCGUGCUACGACAACAUGUUGCAAGGCAAGGCAGUGCAUUCGCCAAGCCCCGGCCGACGCACGCCAGAACUGCCUGCGCACUGGCACAAGGCGUUCUCUCCGGAGCACAACAACCAGCCCUACUACUACAACGACCGCACACACGAAACCACGUUUGUGCCACCUGUGCCACCGCGCCACACAAAACCUUCAAGGCGAUACGAGCGACCCAUCUCGGCCCGCACACGACCAGCCCCCACCACACCCACAGAGAUCCACCACCACCACCAACAACAACACCAACACCAACACCAACACCAACACCAACACCAACACCAACAGAACCACCAGCAGCAGCAGCAGCAGCGGUGCGAUUCCCUCGGCCAAUAUCAUCCGCAAGAGGACCGACACCACACGAGCAACCACGAGCAAUUUGACGCGCACGAGCAGGAACAGCGCGUGCGCAGUCGUUCGCAUGGUGAGCGCCGCCAGUAUUCGCCAGGGCGGGACGCAACGCCUUGCUCCUCCGCUGUCACGUCGUACAACGCGAGCGGCAGGUCGACAGGCCAAUUCGGUACCAACACCACCAGCAAGACCAACAAGGACGGCAGGGUCAUGUACGUGUGGUGUGCGCUGACCACUGACCUGAUUGACGAUGCCACCGGCGCUGUGUGUCGCGAGGUGUACUACUACAACCGCAUCACGCGCGAGAGCGUGUGGGAGAAGCCGCUCGACUACCCAGGCGACGCCCUCGUGCGUCGUGGCAGCAAAUACGUGCGGCUGCCGCGUGAGAGGGUGCAGCACCACAUGCGCACACGACGGCGAUCAAGCAGCAGCCACCCCACGGACGGCUGCCACCCCACGACAGGCUGCGCGCCGGAUGACAUGAGCAGUGGCGGUAGCUACACCAGCAGCGACACCAGCAGCAGCAGCAGCAGCAGCAACAGCAGCAGCAGUGGCAGCAGUCACAGCAGCAGCAACAGCAGCAGCAGUCACAGCAGCAACAACAGCAGCGACACCAGCAGCAGUCACAGCAAUAGCAGCAGCAGCGGUAGCAGCAGCAGUCACAGCAAUAGCAGCAGCAGCGGCAGCAGCAGCGUGCGUGUGACCGGCGACGGUGUUGCUGGCCAUCGAGGUGGUGGCGUCAGAACAACCCGUCCUGAAGGCAAGUCCGCACCAGCAACAUUCAACAUUAUUGAUGCAGGCCACGCAGGCCAUAUGCUGAGACAGCAAGAGCAGCAGCACCGCGACCACAGCGCUGACACGCCGCAGCCUGGCGAAGGCGGUAAUGCCGGUGACGGUGUGUCGAGCCUCACAGCAGCGUUGGCGUGGACGCAUGUGGGCGAUGACCAAGCGCAGAUUAUGGCAAGUGCACAGGCAGCAAAGGCAUCGUCGUCAAGCCCGCAGUCGCAAACAACAACGCUGUCGACGCUGGCGUCUUCAUCGUCACGGCACUCCAGUCUGCGCACCGUGCAAUCCGUGGCGGAUGAUGAUGGGCCAAUGCCGCUCGGAGCGGAAGCAGCACAUCGCGCAGAGAAUACUGACCAGUGCUCACAAGCAGAUGGCGCAGGCAUGAUCGUUGGUGGUGGCAGCAGUACCAACGGCGAUGAUGACAAUGAGAGCGCAGACUCCCUGUGUGGAGAUGUUGGUACCGCGAUUGUGGAGGAUGAAUCCGAUACAACGCUUGAUGCCCUGUUUCCAUUGCCACCACCGCCUCCGCCGGCUCCACCAAUGCACAACUCACCCGCCAAGCCGCCAGCAUGCCGUCCCACGCAGACUGGCCAGCCAGUGCUGAUGCACAAUCUCGAAGACCAGCUCCGCAACGCUGCGAGCGCCCUGAAGUCGAUUCCGUCCACGCCACCAGAGAAAGAAAUGAAAGGCCGUCUUCCAGCGCCGGGUCGACGCGGUGAUUCGGAUGAAGCUGAGGAUGACAGCAGUGAUGAUUCCUCCGAUUACGAGUGGGGCUACGACUCAGAUACCAACUGA